Messenger RNA from Pyricularia pennisetigena, 492 nucleotides. RefSeq lists its product as uncharacterized. Gene Ontology annotation, cellular component: mitochondrion. The transcript has 3 exons. The coding region runs from base 1 to 492 and encodes 163 amino acids. The record is from RefSeq and is a predicted model, not a curated record. Gene Ontology annotation, molecular function: fatty acyl-CoA hydrolase activity. Lineage: Eukaryota; Fungi; Ascomycota; Sordariomycetes; Magnaporthales; Pyriculariaceae.
AUGGCGGCAAGCUAUGAGGUGCUCAAAACGCGGACCCGGAGUGACUACCCAUUUACUUUGGAGUACCGCACACGAUGGGCCGACAAUGACAUGUACCAACACAUGAACAACUCCAUCUAUAACUUUCUCUACGACUCAGUAAUCAACUCAUACCUCAUCGAGUUCUGCGACCUGAAGCCUGCCUCGUCGCCCCAGCACGGCAUGGUCGUGCACUCUCACAACGACUACUUUGGCUCCAUCAGCUUUCCCUCCGUAGCCGAGCUGUGCCUGCGCGUCAACAAGCUGGGCCGUACGAGCGUGACCUACGAGAUUGCCCUUUUUGAAAAGGGCGUUGACCGCGUCAGGUCCGUAGGCGAAUUUGUUCAGGUCUUUGUGGACAGGGCCACGGGCAGGCCUGCCGCUGCCGGCAUGAACGAGACUAUGCGAAGGGGUCUGGAGAGGAUCAUGGUCCAGGACGGGAAGCAAGUUUUGCCCGUCAAAAGUAAAUUAUAG